AUGUUCAAGAUUCACGCCAAGAACAACGAAGAAGCCGCUGCGCUUGAAACAGCAGCAGCAGCAGCAGCAGCAGCGGAACGAGCUGCAGCAGCGGCAGCACUAGCGGCAGCAGCAACAGCAGUAGGAGUAGCAGCGGUAGCUGCGGCACUACCAGCGGCAGCAGCAGCAGUAGCAGCUAGUGCACUGGCAGCAACAACAGCAGCAGCAAGGGCACCACCAGCAGUACCAGCAGCAGUAACAGCAGCAGUACGAGGAGUCCCAGCAGCAGCAGUAGCAGCAGCAUCAGCAGCAGCAGUGGUAGCAGCAACAGUAGCAGCAACAGUAGCAGCAACAGCAGUAGCAACAGCAGUAAUAGCUGCAGUAGUUGCAGCAGCAGCUGCAGUAAGAGCAGCAGCAGCGACAGCAGCAGCAGCGACAGCAGCAGCAGCGACAGGGCAUUAUGGAGGGGGAUAG
Eimeria tenella is the source of this 453-nucleotide messenger RNA. RefSeq lists its product as uncharacterized. The record is from RefSeq and is a predicted model, not a curated record. NCBI's taxonomy places the organism in Eukaryota, Apicomplexa, Conoidasida, Eucoccidiorida, Eimeriidae. The transcript has a single exon. Bases 1 to 453 code for a protein of 150 amino acids.